Molecule: messenger RNA, 2424 nt
Organism: Aplysia californica (California sea hare)
Lineage: Eukaryota; Metazoa; Mollusca; Gastropoda; Aplysiida; Aplysiidae
Product: low-density lipoprotein receptor-related protein 4
Exons: 16
Coding region: 1-2424 (807 amino acids)
Cellular component (GO): membrane
Source: RefSeq, a predicted model, not a curated record
AUGGUGUUUGUAAAUCCUCAGUCCUGCUAUGUUGAGCAAAUGAUGGACAGCAACGCAAUCACUUACUACAACAUGGGCUGUGAAAAGAGACUUAUUUGUGACGUGCUGGGGAACGGAGAGCUAGUUGGGAAGAGAAAUGUCCGUUCAGAACCAGACAAGCACCCCGUGACGCGUGACGUCACACUGUGCAACAAAUGCUGCCUAACGGAUAACUGCAACAGCGAACUCUGUGUCGACAGGGAGACGUCCCCGACUGUGGGUAUCCCCGCAAGCGCUGACAUCUACGUUCGUUUGAUUGGUGGAACCAACGCUUUCGAGGGCACUGUGGAAGUAUUUUACAACAACCAGUGGGGUACAAUCUGUGAUGACAAAUGGUCUGGAAAUGAUGCAAAGGUCGUGUGCAAGAUGUUGGGCUACAAAGGGGAUGGCGCAGGAGGUCUCACGGGCGGCGCCUUCCGACCCGGAUUGGGCUCCAGGAUCUGGCUAGAGAACGUGAACUGUACAGGAGAUGAGGCCAGCCUGAUAGACUGUCCACACGGCCAGUGGGGUAUACAUGACUGUGACCACGGGGAGGACGCAGGGGUCAUGUGUCCGGCGGUAACCCCUGAGGAUGAUGUCAUCUUCCUCCUGGACACGGGGCUGGGCGGCAUGAUCUUCCGCAUGGACCUGCGUAGUCAGUCCUUCACACCCAUCCCGAUCAACCGACUUUACUCACCUUCGUCUUUUGACUACGACCCAAGCAUGGGUCGAAUCUACUUUGUGGAUCCACGCCUUUUCCAAAUUGUCACCGUCAAUUUUGAUGGAACUGACGCCAAAAAUAUCCAUCAGUUGACUUCGAGCGCAAUUCUGGAGAAGGUCGAGGUUGACCCACUCAAUCGUCUGCUCUUCUACACGGACGCUGGAAAUGACGUGAUCGCCAUGAUGAACCUUGACGGCUCCGGCUAUAAGGAGGUCAUCACCUCAGGCCUUGACCAGCCUAGAGAGAUCGUACUGGACCCAACUACCAAAACAAUGUAUUGGAGCGACUGGGGAGCGAACCCUAAGAUCGAGUCUGCCAGUUAUGACGGCUCCAACAGGAAGACCUUGACAGACACAGGCAUCCAAUGGCCGAAUGGGCUGGCCAUAGAUUAUGAUGCGAAAAAACUGUACUUUGUGGACGGAGGAACCGGGACCAUUGAGACCAUGACCCUGCAAGGCGGAAGUCGCCGAGAAAUUCUCAAGGACGUUGGUUCACAUUUUUUCGCCAUCGACGUUUUUGACGAUUACCUCUACUACACUGACUGGAAUCACAACACUUUAAUGAGAGUGAACAAGGACGGUACGGGGAAGACAACUGUUGGCCCUCCCAGUUUCCGGGAGCUGGCAGACGUGAAAGUUCACAAAUAUGGCUAUGACUUACCAGGUGUAACCACCCCUUCACCGGUACACUUUGACCCUAGUCAUAUCUUUGUACGACUGGCUGGCAAAGGCUAUGCUAACGAGGGUCGGGUGGAGGUCUACGCUAACGGCCAGUGGGGGUCAGUAUGCGAUGACCAUUGGGACGAUAACGAUGCAAACGUUGUAUGUGGAAUGCUUGGAUUUGACCGCUAUAACGCUAUCGCAACCAACGAGUCCGCCCAGGGCGGGGCCGGAGGCCUGAUCUCCCUUGACGAAGUCCACUGCCAGGGCACAGAGUCCCACAUAGCAGAGUGCGGCCUCACGCCCGACAACUGGGCCAUUCAUGAUUGUGGCCACGACGAGGACGCGGGAGUUGUCUGCUCUACAGGUACGUACGUACACGUCUCUAAGACUACGGGAACUACCUCUGGCGCCAAUGAGGAUUUCCUGUUAUUCUCCGAUGCCUACACAGGCUUGCUUGUACGGAUGGAUCUCAAUAGUUACAGUUUCACCGCCAUUUCCCAGCCAUACACAGCCAAUCUGGUGGCAGUGUCGUUUGACUCCACUGACCAAAACAUAUACUUCUCCGAGGUCUACCCUAACCCUGCCUCUGUCAUCAAAAAGUCCGACGUUCUUGGGAAGAACAUUCAACUCUUGGGAAGCCCAAUGAACGGAAGCAUCGUGGACGGCAUGGCCAUCGACCACGUCCAGAACCUGAUGAUCUACUCGGACGCCGGCAAGAAGGCCAUUGUGAGCAUAUCCCUGGGCGGGGGCGCCCCCAAGACCAUCGUCACUGGGGUUGACCAGCCCAGGGCUAUUGCGCUGGACACCAACAAUCGAAUGGUUUACUGGACUGACUGGGGCACAUCGCCGAAGAUCGAGAGAGCCAUGUACGAUGGUUCUCAGAGAACGGUACUGGCUUCACAACGCCUCAAGUUUCCUAAUGGGCUUGCUCUUGACAACAAAGAAAGCACACAGUGGCACCACCUAGACACCCUGAAGAUGUCUCUGAAGGACUUUAACAUGGAAGGGUUUAUACGCUUCUGA